Molecule: messenger RNA, 1201 nt
Organism: Varanus komodoensis (Komodo dragon)
Lineage: Eukaryota; Metazoa; Chordata; Lepidosauria; Squamata; Varanidae
Gene: TSPAN8
Product: tetraspanin 8
Exons: 8
Coding region: 49-747 (232 amino acids)
Cellular component (GO): membrane
Source: RefSeq, a predicted model, not a curated record
UUUGCUUCCAUUUGCCUGUCCCUGCUGCUGUUGGAUUAAAACACGAAAAUGGCUGGUGUGAGUAGCUGCAUGAAGUACACUAUGUUCAUCUUCAACUUCUUGUUUUGGGUGUGUGGAUGCAUUAUUCUAGGAGUCUCCAUAUGGCUGCGUGUAAGCAAAUCUGCUCAAGGUCAAUUCAACAUCGAUAGCAGCCUGUAUUCCGCUGUUGACGUCCUCAUUGCUGUGGGAUCCAUCAUAAUGGUGCUUGGUUUUCUGGGCUGCUGUGGUGCCAUGAAGGAAAGCAAGUGCAUGCUCCUCCUGUUUUUCAUUGGACUUCUUAUAAUCCUGCUUCUUCAGAUUGCAGCAGGUGUCUUGGGAGGAGUCUAUAAAAAUCAGGUACAAGACACCAUGAAAAAGGCCCUGAGUGAACAAAUCAAACUGUUGCAGAGCUCUGCGGGCAUCAAUAAACAGUUUCGGGAGGAAUUUCAUAAAUUUGAGAUUGAGAACAAAUGUUGUGGUGUUUUGAAUGGUGUAGAAGACUGGGGAAAUAAUAAACAGGAAUAUCAAGGCUGUGCAUGCGAAAAGCAAGACCAAGGGACAGAUUUCUGUAAAGGUUCUCAAUAUAAGACGCCUUGCAGUGAAGUAAUACUUGAGCUGAUUAAGAAAAAUAUGAUCAUAGUUAUGGGAGUAGCAUUUGGACUGGCAUUCAUUGAGAUUCUUGGUAUGGUGUUUUCAAUGAUCCUUUACUGCCAAAUCCAGAAUAAAUGAAACCAUGGAAGUGUCAGAAAUACGUCACCAGCCAAAUGAGAAACCUUUGUAGAUUGAGAGAUUAAUGUUUGGUUUGGCACCCUAAAAUAAAUUCCAGAAGCAGCUGUGAUGAUAACAGCUGAGGCACUGAUGGAUAAAGAGUCUUCAUGAGUUAUGCAAUUAAAAGUCUGUUUAAAAUUAGGGAAACUAAUGAUCUGUAACAGGAUUUUAUUUUAUUUUUAUGGAGAUGCAUACCUUUCUUUUUGUCGCCUUUCUUAUUUGAAGAUUUUUUUCAACAAAACAAAGCCUUUAACCUGCUAUGUAUUGUGCUGAUACAGUGCAGUAUUUUCUAAACUUCUGAUAACUCUGGUAUCUCUCCCCCACCCCUAUCCCCGAAUUCAAAUUUGAUGCAUGUUUAAUUGUUGUAACUGGAAAAGCUUACUUUAUAUAUUUUUUUUAAAUAAAACUGCCCUCA